Helobdella robusta is the source of this 2544-nucleotide messenger RNA. RefSeq lists its product as hypothetical. Lineage: Eukaryota; Metazoa; Annelida; Clitellata; Rhynchobdellida; Glossiphoniidae. The record is from RefSeq and is a predicted model, not a curated record. Gene Ontology annotation, molecular function: protein binding; RNA binding. The transcript is spliced from 20 exons. The coding region runs from base 1 to 2544 and encodes 847 amino acids.
AUGCCAUCAACCUCAACAACACCAAUCUUGCAAGACUUUCAAAGUCCUUCUCGUCCAAACCACGGAAAUGAAGGUCAACCCAUCUGUCUCAGGGCUAACCAUUUUCAAGUGAGGAUUCCAAGGGGAUUUGUGAACCAUUAUGAUGUAACCAUAUCACCUGAUAAGUGUCCUAGGCGUGUCAAUAGAGAAAUAGUAGAGACGAUGGUACAGUCUUAUUCUCAACGAAUAUUCAGUGGACAGAAACCAGUUUUUGAUGGUCGGAAAAACCUUUACAGCAGAGAUCAACUUCCAAUAGGCAAUAACCGAGUAGAUCUCGAAGUGACCUUGCCAGGAGAGGGGCGAGACAGAGUUUUUCACGUAAGUAUCAAAUUUGUUGCCCAGGUGAGUCUCUAUGCAUUGGAUGAGGCUUUGGAAGGUAAAAAUCAGCAGAUUCCACUUGAUGCAGUUCAAGCUCUGGAUGUUGUCAUGAGGCAUCUUUCUAGUAUGACGUUCCAAGGACGUUCUUUUUUCUCACCUCCUGAGGGGUAUGAUCAUCCACUUGGUGGAGGUAGGGAGGUUUGGUUUGGUUUCCAUCAAAGUGUACAGCCUUCACAUUGGAAAAUGAUGCUUAAUAUUGAUGUGUCAGCAACAGCAUUUUAUAAAGCUCAACCGGUGAUCCAAUUUAUGUGUGAGGCCUUGGACCUGCAUGAUAUACAAGAACAAAGAAGGCCGCUUACUGAUUCACAGAGAGUUAAAUUCACCAAAGAAAUCAAAGGUUUAAAAGUUGAAAUAACCCAUUGUGGUGCGAUGAAGAGGAAAUACAGGGUUUGCAAUGUAACAAGGAGACCUGCUCAAACGCAAUCUUUUCCUCUGCAGUUGGAGUCAGGGCAGACAGUUGAGUGUACUGUGGCCAAAUAUUUCCAGGAACGCUACAAGAUGAGACUUCAGUACCCACACUUACCCUGUCUGCAAGUUGGUCAGGAACAGAAGCACACAUACCUGCCUCUCGAAGUUUGUAACAUAGUGCAUGGUCAACGCUGUAUUAAAAAACUGACUGAUCUACAAACAUCAACGAUGAUUAAGGCUACUGCAAGGUCAGCGCCGGACAGAGAAAAAGAAAUUAACAAUUUGGUUAUGAAAGCUAAUUUCAAUUCUGAUCCGUAUUUGCAAGCAUUUGGCAUUACAGUGGCAAGUCACAUGGUUGAUGUUCAAGGUCGAAUUCUUCCUGUCCCGAAGUUACAAUACGGAGGCAGAACAAGAGCUCAAGUUGUUCCAAAUCAAGGUGUGUGGGACAUGCGAGGCAAGCAGUUAUAUCAAGGCAUCCAAAUACGUGUUUGGGCCAUUGCUUGUUUUGCCCAGCAGAGAACUGUAGGAGAAGAAUCACUCAGGACGUUUACACAGCAGCUGCAGAAGAUAUCUACAGAUGCCGGCAUGCCGAUCAUGGGCCAGCCUUGUUUCUGCAAGUAUGCAACAGACGCUGAUCAGGUGGAGCCAAUGUUUCGGUAUCUGCGCAACACUUAUCAGGGUCUCCAACUGAUUGUCGUUGUUCUGCCUGGAAAAACACCUGUCUAUGCUGAGGUGAAGCGUGUUGGAGACAUAUUGUUUGGCCUGGCAACACAAUGUGUCCAGUCGAAAAAUGUAAAUAAAACAUCGCCACAAACUAUAUCAAAUCUUUGCUUGAAGAUAAAUGUCAAGUUAGGAGGCAUCAACAGCAUCUUACUUCCCAGCAUUCGUCCUCAAGUAUUUCAAGAGCCUAUCAUAUUUUUAGGAGCUGAUGUUACGCAUCCACCAGCAGGUGACAGAUCUAAACCAUCCAUAGCUGCGGUUGUAGGCAGUAUGGACGCUCAUCCUAGUCGAUAUUCAGCUACAGUAAGAAUCCAACAGCACCGCCAAGAAGUCAUACAGGAGUUAUCUGCAAUGGUCAAAGAGUUGCUGAUACAGUUCUAUCGAUCGACCCACUUCAAGCCAACACGUAUCAUUUUCUACAGGGAUGGCGUCAGUGAGGGACAGUUUGCACACGUUCUCUCUUAUGAAUUGCGUGCCAUCCGAGAAGCCUGCAUGAAGUUAGAGGUCGACUACCAACCUGGCAUCUCAUUCAUUGUCGUGCAAAAAAGGCACCACACCAGACUUUUCUGUGCUGACAAAAAGGACCAAAUAGGGAAAAGUGGCAACAUUCCAGCUGGGACCACGGUCGACAUUGGCAUUACUCAUCCAACUGAGUUCGAUUUCUACCUCUGCAGUCAUGCCGGUAUUCAGGGAACAAGCAGACCUUCGCACUAUCAUGUAUUGUGGGAUGAUAACCACUUUACAGCGGAUGAAUUACAGAUGCUGACAUACCAAUUGUGCCAUACUUAUGUAAGAUGCACAAGGAGUGUUUCCAUUCCUGCACCUGCCUAUUAUGCACAUUUGGUGGCUUUCAGGGCACGAUAUCAUCUUGUGGAAAAGGAACAUGAUAGCGGUGAAGGUAGUCAAAUAUCAGGUAACAGCGAUGAACGAAAUUUGGCUGCUAUGGCACGUGCCAUCUCUGUCCAUCCUGACACAUUUAGAGUCAUGUACUUUGCUUAA